CGGCCCCUGGGGUGAUAAAACCCUAACACCGAGCCGAGCAGAGGAAAGCAAGUCCCCUUUCGCAGUGGUUGGCCUCCCGACCCCUAUCUUCUCUCCCACUAAUCCCCCCCAUUCCCCUCGCUGCCGCCGCCGCCGCCGCCGUCGUCGCCUGCCCAAGAUGAAUGUCGACAAGCUGAAGAAGAUGGCCGGUGCCGUGCGCACCGGGGGCAAGGGCAGCGUGCGCAGGAAGAAGAAGGCCGUUCACAAGACCACGACCACUGAUGACAAGAGGCUUCAAAGCACCUUGAAGAGAGUAGGAGUGAACACCAUUCCUGGUAUUGAAGAGGUCAACAUUUUCAAGGAUGACGUUGUCAUCCAAUUUCAGAACCCGAAAGUGCAAGCAUCAAUUGCCGCAAACACAUGGGUAGUCAGUGGAACACCACAGACGAAAAAGCUGCAAGAUUUACUGCCGACAAUUAUCAACCAACUGGGCCCGGAUAACUUGGACAACCUGCGAAGGCUUGCGGAGCAGUUCCAGAAGCAGAUGCCUGGUGGUGAGGCUGGCGGCGCCAGCAUCGGUGCUGCCCAGGACGAUGAUGACGAUGUCCCAGAGCUCGUCCCAGGAGAGACCUUCGAAGAGGCCGCAGAGGAGAAGAAGGAACCCGAGGCGAAGAAGGAAGCGGAGCCGGAGGAGAAGAAAGAGUCGUCGUAAUCUUGUCACGCCAUUCGUUGUUGUGAAGGGUUCCUUGUUGGUUCAGGGUUGAUUGGCAUCUUAUUACUGUAUAUGCCAGAGACAUGGUCCUGUGAGAACUCUGGCCCAUCUUUCAUUUCUAGCGCUCCUCCGGUUGGUUUUGUCUCGGCCGUGGGUUGUGUCCAAACCGACGGCGGAACUGAGUUUUACGACAAUUAUCGUUUACCAUUCCAAAGUGUUUGAUAUGCACAGUUGCAAUGUUUGAUGGA
Triticum urartu is the source of this 939-nucleotide messenger RNA. Its product is annotated as basic transcription factor 3. NCBI's taxonomy places the organism in Eukaryota, Viridiplantae, Streptophyta, Magnoliopsida, Poales, Poaceae. The record is from RefSeq and is a predicted model, not a curated record.